GAGCCAUGCGGAUUAACCUUACUUUCUUGGCUUUGCUUUGCGGAUUUUUCUGUCCAACAAAGGUUUAUGGACAUGUUACGAAACCAAACAUAUCUGUAAAACGUCUUACAAAGAUAGGAGGAUUCAGAAUUAAUCAGGAAUUGUGCCUUUUCACACCUAGUUAUGGAACAUGCAAGAAGUUCAUUAGGGUUUUUGGCUACAACCUUAUGACCAAUAGAUGCACCGAGUACCUAUAUAGCGGUUGCGGUGGGAAUCCAAAUCGGUUUGCCACUGAUAGUCAGUGUCGGAACGCGUGUUUUGUGGUUCGUAAGAGGAUUACCGUUUCCGAACCAGACUACUACGCAGAUGAAGAAGUCACAGAACCAAUUAGAAAAAAAGGAUAGACCUUGGUUUUACAGUAUUAAAACAACAUAUGAUUUUUCAAAACAUAUUUCAUUUGACAAUGGUAAUUGAAUGAAAUUAAAUAAAAAUUAACA
Drosophila gunungcola (fruit fly) is the source of this 476-nucleotide messenger RNA. Its product is annotated as kunitz-type serine protease inhibitor B3. Lineage: Eukaryota; Metazoa; Arthropoda; Insecta; Diptera; Drosophilidae. The record is from RefSeq and is a predicted model, not a curated record. Bases 6 to 383 code for a protein of 125 amino acids. The transcript is spliced from 2 exons. Gene Ontology annotation, molecular function: serine-type endopeptidase inhibitor activity.